Molecule: messenger RNA, 1857 nt
Organism: Triticum aestivum (bread wheat)
Lineage: Eukaryota; Viridiplantae; Streptophyta; Magnoliopsida; Poales; Poaceae
Product: polypyrimidine tract-binding protein homolog 3
Exons: 14
Coding region: 261-1682 (473 amino acids)
Biological process (GO): mRNA processing
Cellular component (GO): nucleus
Molecular function (GO): RNA binding
Source: RefSeq, a predicted model, not a curated record
GACGAGUGCGUGCGUACAGCCGUCAAAGCCCUCUGCCCCCGUCAAACAGAAACAGGGGUGCGCUCGCCCACCUAAUCCUAAAUCCAAACAAAUCCGGCUCCUCUCAAAUCCCCGGUUCUCCAUCCGUCCAUCCUCCCCUCCCCCCUCCUCUCCUCUCCCCCGUCUUAUUUACCGAGCGAUCCCCGCAGCGAGCUAAACCCUAGAUCCUCCGCCCAACCGCUAAAACCCUAGCAGGCCAAGCUCCUGCGUCUGGGGGAAGGAUGGCCGAGCCCUCCAGGGUGAUCCACAUCCGGAACGUCGGGCAUGAGAUCUCCGAGACCGACCUGCUCCAGGUGGUGCAGCCGUUUGGAGCGGUCGCCAAGCUCGUCAUGCUGCGCACCAAGAACCAGGCCCUUGUCCAGAUGGAGGACCUGUCUGCUUCAAUUAGCGCCAUCCAAUACUACACUACGAUUCAACCUAGCGUGAGGGGAAGAAACGUAUACUUGCAGUACUCAUCUCACCAGGAACUGACUACUGAUCAGAGCUCUCAUGGACGGAAUCCUGAUCAGGAUGAACCCAACCGAAUUCUCUUAGUUACCGUUCAUCAUAUGCUCUAUCCUAUGACCGUCGAGGUGCUUCAUCAAGUGUUUUCUCCUUAUGGAUUUGUGGAGAAGAUUGUCACAUUUCAAAAGACUGCUGGUUUUCAAGCCCUUAUACAGUUUCAGUCACGCCAGAGUGCAAUACAAGCAGCUGGUGCUUUGCAUGGACGGAACAUUUAUGAUGGUUGCUGCCAGCUAGAUAUUCAGUACUCAAAUCUCAGCGAGUUGCAAGUUCACUACAACAAUGAUAGAUCUAGAGAUUUCACAAAUCCAUCUUUGCCCACAGAGCAACGCCCAAGAUCCUCUCAGCUUGGUUAUAAUGAUCCUAGCCUUUUUGGUUUCCAACAGCCUGGAGGUAAGACAUUGCAAUUUUCCUUCACAUUUUUCAUUAUUCACUCUGGUCAUCUUAUUAAAAGUAUAUUAACUUCUUUCCUUCAAUCUUCUUUCCGGGCUACAGCUGCAUAUGGACAGGCUGCAGUGAUUGCUGCUGCAUUUGGCGGAACAUUGCCUCCUGGAGUGACUGGUACCAAUGAUCGCUGCACACUUAUAGUUAGCAACUUGAACAGUGAUAAAGUCGAUGCGGAUAAGCUCUUCAAUCUAUUUUCUAUUUAUGGAAAUAUAGUGAGAAUCAAGGUACUCCGCAACAAGCCAGACCAUGCCCUUGUCCAGAUGGCUGAUGGGCUUCAGGCUGAGCUUGCUAUACACUAUUUAAAGGGAGCAAUGUUACUUGGGCAGAAACUGGAAGUGAACUUCUCUAAGUACCCGAGCAUUACCCCUGCUCCUGAUGCACAUGACUACUCAACCUCCAAUCUUAACCGGUUCAACAGUAAUGUGGCUAAGAACUACCGCCAUUGCUGUGCUCCAACCAAGAUCAUCCACAUCUCAGCGCUUUCACCAGAGAUAUCCGAGGACACGAUCCUUGAACACCUAGGUGAGCAUGGCACCAUCGUCAAGUCAAAGCUGUUUGAGGCGAGUGGCAAGACGCAGGCUCUUGUGCAGUUUGAGAGCGAGGAAGAGGCGACCGAAGCGCUGGUCUGUAAGCAUGCGAGCAAGCUGGAGGGAUCCACCAUUAGGAUUUCUUUCUCCCAGAUGCAGAACAUAUAGCAGUUCUUCCUGGAAAAAGUGUGAUGGCCCCUCUUUCUUUCUAAACUUUUCAAGUUUGUUAUGUGGACCUGUCUUUGUUUGCCCCAUGACCAAGGAUUGUUGCCUGUAUCUUGUGUGAUGGUUGUAAACUGCUGCCAGCUCAUCUGUAUCGUUUUAGCCUGCUAUGGUUUGCUUC